GCUCCUGCCGAAAUGUAAUGAGAGUGGCGGCUCAUCGGGUUACUUACCACUUGCGUUGAUUAUGCAGUAUCACAUUGUUGUCGCUGUGGCAAUUUGUUCUGCAGUAUUUGUGGACUCGAGAAAGAUAAGAGGAAUAUCUCUUGCGUAUAGGAAAUUUUACAAAGAGAAGAAGACCUUCCUUUGCCUGGACGGCUCAAAGAUAAUCCCAUUCGACCAAGUGAAUGACGACUAUUGUGAUUGUCUGGAUGGCUCUGAUGAACCAGGCACGGCAGCGUGUUUGAAUGGGAGGUUCUACUGCACCAACCUGGGCUUCCGGCCAUGCUACAUCCAGUCCUCCCGUGUCAAUGACGGGAUUUGUGAUUGCUGUGACGGCUCAGACGAGCACGACAAGCGCACACGCUGCCCAAACACCUGCAGGAAUCUAGGUCAGCAGGAGCGAGCGGCGCUGGAGGCCGAGAUGAGGGCCGUGGAUGAUGGGAUGCAUCUGAAGCGUCAGCUGAUCAAGGAGGGCGUUAGCAUGUGGCAGGAGAAGCAGAACCAGCUGAAGGACCUUCAGAGGAUUCUCUCUGGGCUUCAGACCAAGUUGGAGGCUCACAGGAAGAGGAAGCUGGAAGCUGAUGCCCAUCAGGCCAAGGUGAUGGGGGUCCUGAAAUCACCCGGGGAUGGUGCGGGGGGGAAGACUGCAGCCAGGAUAUUCGGACAGCUGGACAUCAAUAAGGACGGCAGCCUGACGGUUGAUGAAGUCCAGGCUGGGGUGGUUAACCUGCAGGAUGAUCGAAGCCUGACUGAAGAAGAAGUCACGGCCUUGCUUGGAGGACCCGGCCCGGCUGAUCUCUUCAGGUUCCAGCAGACCCUCUGGAGGAGUCUCCAGGCUGCCAAAAAGGUGAAGAUCAAAGCCGAUCUGAGGGGUGACCUCGGCCCGCCCAAUGAAGGCCCUGCUACCAGGGCCGCUCCGAGUGCUGCCAGACAGGGCGAAGCAAACCUGAAGGAGAUGGAGGAGGCCUUGGAGACCACGAGAGCAGAGAUCGGGAACCUGGAGAAGGUGCUCUCCACAGACUAUGGCUCCAGCAGAGAGUUCCUCUAUCUGCAGGGACAGUGUUUCCAGCUGGUGGUCUACGAGUACACCUACUCGCUGUGUCCAUUCAGUCACGUGACCCAGAAGAGCUCCACAGGGGCUGAGGUUUCAUUAGGGAAGUGGCGAUACUGGGCAGGGCCUCAGGAACACCCUUAUAGCAGGAUGGAGUUUGAAGAUGGGGCACCGUGCUGGCAGGGCCCCCCCCGCACAACGCUGGUCACGCUGACGUGCGGGACAGAGACGGCUCUGAAGCGGGUGCGGGAGCCGACCAAAUGCCAGUACAUCAUGGAGCUGUGGACCCCCAGCGCGUGUGAGCAGCAGCGGGAGGCGCGUAGGCGGGGGGUGCACAGUGAGCUCUAACUGUGGGCUGCUUCCUGACCACCCCCCGGUUAUAAAACCCACCGCCUUAAAGGUGCCUUAUUCUGGACUGAAAAUUCCAUGAGUUCAUCAGGUCCCCUCUGCCUCUAAAAUGAGGUGAUAGUGUGCUUCCCUAUUUAGCUGUUUGACGACAUCCUCAGACAGACCCCCUUCUCGCUGUUUGCUCCUCCAGCGCCCUAACCCCUCUCCUAACCCCUCUCCUAACCCCCUACAUCUCCAUGGGAUGUUCAGGGCAGGAGUGAAGGACCAGCACUCGCUGACACUGAAGUCGCUGGCAAAACUAGCGUGACGAGCCGUUCCAGAACAUUCAACCAAGCAUCUAGGCCAUAUUGCUUCCUUUCAGGUGUGAAGGAUCAUUGAAUUUCAUCGAAUCACCCUGGAUCUCACCCCUUUCAGCUGUGCAGAAACCUUGACGAUACGAUCUAUUUUUGUAGAUAUAUAUUUGAUGUUGAUUCUAAAUGUGGUUGUUUUAGCAGAUUGGCUUGUACUCAAGACAGCAGUAAUGCAGCUCAGCUAAACUCAGACCUGCCAUGAACAAAUGAAUUUAAUCAAAUCAGUGUGGGUAUAUUAUGGGUGGUUUUUACAGCCUGCCUUUUCAUAUUCAAGCUCUAAGCCCCUUACUUAGUUUUUCUUGGACGGUUUUCAAACACACUCUGUCCAGCCUUUCGAUACUGGUUGACUGCAGCAUCAUCAGUCCACACUGAUGGGUGUUUUGCACCUGAUUUUCAGUUUAAUACUGUUAAGUUAAAUGGUCGAGGUUAAUCACUUGCUGCUUGAACGCAGUUUUUUUUUUUUUUUUUUUUUGGUGUUGAUUAUAGAGUGUGAAGUGAUUUAAUAAAAAUGUAUCAACACUUAACUUUGCAAACCAUUAAAACAAACAUGCUUCCUAGCCAAGCCGGCUGGAUUUUUUUUCGCUGCUCCGCUAUGAUUCCUGCAUCUGUAGGUGCGCGUGCCGUGCGAGACGUGAAGCGCCGGUGUGCGCAGGUGUAGCUUUCGCGGCGCCAGGGAUAUGCCCCCCGUUCCUCCUCUGGGUUUUUGGCAUCUGAAACAGCGGACAGCGCUAACACUGCAGAUCGGACAGGCUAAUGGGCUCACACUCAGCAGCUAAAGCGCUUUAGGCAGCUGCUUAGGAGGAAUAGAGGAGAGGAGAGAUUAUUACCCUCGUCGUCCUUUUUGUGGGAGUUUACAUAAAUGCUGAAAUCCCCUGGGCACCAUUGCAGGCACUUCCUGUCAUAUUAAAUGUAAAGGGUGUCUUGCUAGCCCCUAUUUUUAAGUUAAGCUCUGCUUUCCAUUGUCUCUCCCCCCCCCCCUCAAAUGGCUGCAUUUGAGGCUUUUUUGCUGUUAACCCCACCCCUCCAGAAAGGAUGGGACUGAAGCCCGGAGCAGAGCCCCCCCCCCCUGGAGGUAGGCGUGGGCGACAACGCACGCGUGUCGAGUCACAAUAGCCGAACAGAGCUGGUGAAUCUGGUUUCCUGAGUCAGCGUUGGGAGAGGGGGAGAGGGAGAGAGAGAGAGAGAGAGAGAGCACUUUCCCAAUGAAGAUGGCAGCCCUAUCGCUGGUCUCUGCCUACCCUCUGAGGAGCAUGUUAGCUUUUCUGGGCAGAAAAAGCCUCUUUACCUUUACAAACAUCCACCUUCCUAUUGGAUUACGUGACAUUAAACCUGUUUUAUGCUAAA
This is a messenger RNA of Paramormyrops kingsleyae, 3129 nucleotides long. Its product is annotated as glucosidase 2 subunit beta-like. Gene Ontology annotation, cellular component: glucosidase II complex. Gene Ontology annotation, biological process: N-glycan processing; liver development. NCBI's taxonomy places the organism in Eukaryota, Metazoa, Chordata, Actinopteri, Osteoglossiformes, Mormyridae. Gene Ontology annotation, molecular function: protein binding; calcium ion binding. The record is from RefSeq and is a predicted model, not a curated record.